AUGGCUUUAAAGCAUAUAGUACUUUCUUCAGCGUUAUUAGUAUGUGUGUAUGGGAGAGUGUUCACAUACCUAAGACCUUUGGAUUUGCAACCAGCGUCGAGCUUCGUUCAUGUCCAACCAAAGGUAGCCUUUGACUACCACCACCAAAUUCCUGAGGAUGAGCAUGUAGAUUACUAUGCGUACCCCAAAUACGUAUUCAAAUAUGGUGUCAAUGACUUUCACACUGGAGAUAUUAAAACCCAUCAUGAGAGCCGAGACGGAGAUGUCGUAAAAGGCCAGUACACGGUAGUAGAACCGGACGGCUCAAUCCGUACAGUGGACUAUACAGCGGAUAAGCAUAAUGGAUUCAACGCCGUCGUCCACAGGACCGCUCCCAUAUCUUCUCAUGAGGCCGCUCAUCUC
Brenthis ino (lesser marbled fritillary) is the source of this 402-nucleotide messenger RNA. NCBI's taxonomy places the organism in Eukaryota, Metazoa, Arthropoda, Insecta, Lepidoptera, Nymphalidae. The record is from the annotation of a GenBank genome assembly.